AUGGCUAACAGCCCUUCGCUCUCUAGCCCCACUUUCCUGAACAAGAUCGAUCAACUGUUCGGCCACAAUGUUGGCAAGUCGAUCGAGCCUGCGCAGCUCGUUGUCGUUGGAGACCAGGGGAGCGGCAAAAGCUCCGUGUUGGAAGGGCUGACGCGGCUUCCAUUCCCACGCGAUAGCACAUUGUGUACACGCUUUGCGACACAGAUCGUUUUCCGUCGAACCAUGCAUCAGCCUCGAACAAUCACAGCGAAAAUCAUCCCAGCACCGCAGACAAGCGCUGAAGCCGAACUCAAGCUCAAGUCCUGGGCAAGAGCUAUGCCUGGUGAUGACCUGGAUGCGCGAAAGUUCUCGGAGCUGGUGCAGCAGGCACAUGCCGCAAUGGGCGUUCGAACCACAGUUGACCAAGCCAAACCGACCUUCUCACAGCACGUCUUCUACCUAGAAAUCAGCGGCCCUGAGGAAGACCAUAUUUCGAUCAUUGAUCUUCCUGGACUAUUCAGGGCUGCCGGAACCGGAGGCUCAACCAAGUAUGACUCUGAGAUGGUACUCAAUUUGGUCUUGAAGUACAUGAUCGACCCUCGCUCAAUUAUACUUGCUGUGGUUCCUGCCAACGUCGACAUCGUCACCCAAGAUAUCAUCCUUAGGCUCCGGGAGGUGGAUCCAGUCGGGAAACGGACCCUCGGUAUUCUCACCAAGCCGGAUCUUGUUGAGAAUGGGGAAAAGAAGCAGGCUCUGGACUUGUUGACGGGUAAGGCUCUGCCGCUGCAGCACGGUUGGGUUCUAGUUCGCAAUCCUGGAAAGAGCGAAAUGACCGCAAACGACGAAGCUCGCAACGACCUCGAAGAAAAGCUCAUUCGUCAGGACUGCUGGAAAAAGGUCCCCCGAGAACGGUUUGGUAUGGAAUCACUUCGACGACGUGUACAAGAGGCUGUUGUAGAGCAGACUCGACGGCAGUUUCCCGAGGUGCGGUCGGAAAUCAACAGGAAGCUUAACGAGGCAAAGACAGCACUAGCCAUCCUAGGUGAGGAAAGGAACAACCCGAAAGCACAAGCCGAUUUCCUGCUGGAUAUCGUCGCCAAAUUUCAGGACGUUCGAGCCAAAGCCCUCAGCGGUAACUAUACUUCGAGAGACCUUUUCGACAAAGCCCAGUUGGCUCGCCUGGCAACAACUGUACUCACAAGAAACGAGCAGUUUCAGCACGACAUGAUACGGUUUGGACACGUUUACGCCUUUCAGCCCAACGAGACCGAUUUUAGUGGCCAGCAUCAGUUGACCGAUCAAUCUAGCCCGGCGAGCGCACAGCAGGACACGCAACUCCGUACGCGUAGAAUUGACACACAUCUAGAGGUCAGCGAUAUUCUGGUCGAAUGCGAGGUCUUCAGCGAGCCAGACCGUGAAGAUAUUCUUCGCUGGCUUGAAGAUGAGUAUAACGGCUUGCGGGCGUUUGAGCUUGGUACGCUCAGCACUUAUCUGGUGCCUCAUGCAAUGAAGAAGCAAUCUAGCAGAUGGGAAGCAAUUGCGUUAGGCUACAUUAGCGAUAUUAUCGCAGUUGUGAGCAUGUUCAUGGUCGACAUCCUUACCGACCUAUGCCCUAACCCCCGCGUGUCUCACGGCCUGAUGGCAAUCAUAACUGAUGAGCUUUAUGCGCAUUACCAGAAGGCGAUUGACCAUACUCGGUUCCUGGUGGAUAAUGAGCGCAGCGAUACACUCAUGACCCUCCAACAGUCAUUUACGGACAAUGCCUAUCUUCGCCCGGAGCUGAAACUGCAGAAGUUCAUCGCCGAGAAGACUUUCGACUACAGCAACAGCCCUCUCGGCAAAGUUGUGCGCGUGAACGACAUGAUGACUGUGCUGCCCCAUAUGAGCAGCACCCAGUAUACCGUACGUCAAAUCCAUGAUAUCCUCCAGUUGUACUACAUUGUUGCACGGGCACGCUUCAUCGAUAAUGUCUGCAUGCAAUGCACAAAUUACCUACUUCUUAAUGGGCCCUCCAAUCCCCUGAGGCUCCUGUCUGCUGCUCUCGUUUUUCGCUUGUCCGAAGUGCAAUUGCAGGACAUUGCUGGUGAUGAUUCCAUCUCGCAAAGAGAACGUCAGCAGUUGCAACAAGAAAUCGAAGAUUUUGAGGCUGCUCGCCGACUUCUGCUCUGA
Molecule: messenger RNA, 2148 nt
Organism: Aspergillus calidoustus
Lineage: Eukaryota; Fungi; Ascomycota; Eurotiomycetes; Eurotiales; Aspergillaceae
Source: the annotation of a GenBank genome assembly